Molecule: messenger RNA, 885 nt
Organism: Castor canadensis (American beaver)
Lineage: Eukaryota; Metazoa; Chordata; Mammalia; Rodentia; Castoridae
Gene: Cldn23
Product: claudin 23
Cellular component (GO): bicellular tight junction; membrane
Molecular function (GO): structural molecule activity
Source: RefSeq, a predicted model, not a curated record
AUGCGGACGCCGGUGGUGAUGACGCUGGGCAUGGUGUUCGCGCCCUGCGCGCUGCUGCUCAACCUGAUCAGUACGCUGGCCCCCGGCUGGCGGCUGGUGAAGGGCUUCCUGGACCAGCCGGUGGACGUGGUGCUGUACCAGGGCCUAUGGGACAUCUGCCGCGAGCAGAGCAGCCGCGAGCGCGAGUGCGGCCAGUCGGACGAGCUGGGCUACUUCGAGGCUCAGCCCGUGCUGGUGGCGCGAGGACUCAUGGUCACUUCGCUGGCCGUCACCGCCCUGGGACUGCUGCUGGCGUCGCUCGGCGUGCGCUGCUGGCAGGAAGAGCCCCACUUCGCGCUGGCCGGCCUCUCGGGCGUCGUGCUUUUCGCCGCUGGCCUCUUCAGCCUCAUCCCGAUCUCCUGGUACAACCACUUCUUGAGGGACCGCACCGUCCUGCCCGCCCCGGCCAGCCCGGUCACGGUGCAAGUUAGCUACAGCCUGGUGCUGGGCUACCUGGGCAGCUGCCUGCUGCUGCUGGGUGGCUUCUCGCUGGGGCUCAGCUUUGCACCCUGGUGCGAAGAGCGCUGUCGCCGCCGUCGCAAGGCGCCCUCCGCCGGCCCGCGCCGCAGCAGCAUCAGCACGGUGUACGUGGACUGGCCUGAGCCCGCGCUCACGCCGGCCAUCAAGUACUAUAGCGAGGGUCAGCACCGGCCGCGGCCCGCCGAGCACAGCGCCGCCGCCAAGUCCAAGGUCGGCUUUCCGUUGCCACGGCCCCCGCCCAAGGCCUACACCAACCCCGUGGAUGUACUGGACGGGGAGGGGGAGAAGAGUGCCAGCUCCCAGGGCGCCUCCUCGCGCAGCACCCGGCCCUGCCUUAGCUCACUGCCCUGCGACUCCGACCUGUAG